Molecule: messenger RNA, 1098 nt
Organism: Mastomys coucha (southern multimammate mouse)
Lineage: Eukaryota; Metazoa; Chordata; Mammalia; Rodentia; Muridae
Gene: Asb9
Product: ankyrin repeat and SOCS box containing 9
Exons: 7
Coding region: 136-1008 (290 amino acids)
Biological process (GO): protein ubiquitination; positive regulation of protein catabolic process; intracellular signal transduction
Molecular function (GO): protein binding
Source: RefSeq, a predicted model, not a curated record
CUGCCUGGACCAAGACUUGUGCAGUUCAACCAACCACAGAACUGGAAUUUCCCAGGGGCACCAGGAGCAUGACAUUCGAGUUCUCCUGAACAACUGAAGUGGAACCUUAAGAGUUUGCUCGCCUAAGAAGAUACCAUGGAUGGUGGACACUGGGGCAGGAGUGGUCAGCCAGGAUGCUCUCCUCACCUGAGAUUUCUUUCAAACCCAUUGAUGGGGGAUGUGGUGUCUGACUGGUCUCCUCUUCAUGAUGCUGCAAUCCAUGGACAUCUGCUGAUCCUGAGGGACCUUAUUAGCCAGGGCUGGCCUGUAAACAUCAUCACAGCAGAUCAUGUGUCUCCACUCCAUGAAGCAUGCCUCAGAGGUCAUCUGUCCUGUGCAAAUGUUUUACUAAGUCAUGGAGCUCAGGUGAAUAGCAUGACUAUAGACUGGCAAACUCCCUUGUUUAACGCUUGUGUCAGUGGAAGCCAGGAUUGUGUGAAUCUACUGCUACUGCAUGGAGCUGCUCCCCACCCUGAGAGUGACUUGGCCUCUCCCAUACACGAGGCUGCUAAAAGAGGCCAUGUGCAAUGCAUCGAGUCUCUCGUAGCUCACGGGGCCAAUAUUGACUAUAACAUCAGCCACCUCGGAACACCUCUGUAUGUGGCUUGUAAAAACCAGCAGGUAACCUGUGCCAAGAAACUCCUGGAGUCAGGAGCAUCUGUGAAUCAAGGCAAAGACUUGGAUUCUCCUCUUCACGUAGUGGCCAGGAAGUCCAGUGGGGAGCUGGUGGAUCUGCUCAUGGACUUCGGAGCAGAUGCUCAAGCCAAGAAUGCUGAUGGCAAACGUCCUGUGGAUCUGGUGCCUCUGGAGAGUCCUUUGAUCCAGAUCUUCUUGCAGAGAGAAGGACCCCUGCCUUUGAUGCAGCUAUGCCGCCUGAGAAUCCGGAAAUGCUUUGGCAUUCUGCAGCAUCAUAAGAUCUCUGGACUCCUCCUCCCGGAAGACCUGAAACGCUUCCUUUUACAUCUUUAAUUGUGGAGGGACUAGAUCCACAAGCAACUGAGAAACGGUGUUGAAACUCCUGUCACUGGAGUUUCAAAUAAACUAAGGUUUAUAAUGGUA